AUGAGUAAAACUGCACUCUUCGUCAUCGACACACAAGCAGAGCUGGUGUCGAACGCGGGUACAGCGAUUCCACAUGCAGCGCGUAUUUGCCAUGCUUGUGCUGCUAUACUCGAACGUGCACGGAGUGCGCCAGCGUCCAGCGUAGAGAUCAUCGUGGUUCAACAUGCAGAAGAUCCAAGCGACCCCGAGGCUACCUUGAUUCCCGGCAAUACGGGUUGGGAGCUCACGUUGCCUCCUCAAGGCAAUGUUGUUAAUGAAAGGCUCGUGCAGAAAACAACAGCGGAUACAUUUGAGUCAAAUCAUACAUUGGCAAGCGACCUCAAAGCACAGGGGAUAUCAAAGAUAGUGGCCUGUGGUGUACAAAGUGACUUUUGUGUGCGCGCAACCUGUAGAGGUGCGGUAGACGCUGGAUUUGAUGUUGUCUUGCUUCAAGGUGCCCAUUCUACUUAUGACAGCUCAGACAAGGGAAAGACUGCGGAAGAAAUAGAGAGGGACAUUGAAGAGGAGCUGGAGCGUACAGGGGUUCAUAUUACACACUGGGAAGACUAUGCUUUCUAA
Penicillium chermesinum is the source of this 558-nucleotide messenger RNA. RefSeq lists its product as uncharacterized. Bases 1 to 558 code for a protein of 185 amino acids. The transcript has 2 exons. Lineage: Eukaryota; Fungi; Ascomycota; Eurotiomycetes; Eurotiales; Aspergillaceae. The record is from RefSeq and is a predicted model, not a curated record.